GCACAGCCUGGACCUUCUAAACAACGAUGACAACUACAAUAAAAAAAAUAGCUUGGCGUUGUGGCAGGCUCCUGUAGUCUGAGCUACUUGAGAGGCUGAUGCAAGAGAAUCACUUAGGCCCAAGAGUUUGAGGUUGCUGUGAGUUGUAACGCCAUGGCACUCUACUGAUGGCGACAUAGUGAGACACUGUCUCAAAAAAAAAAGAAAGAAAGAAAAUUAAGUACUUAAAUUAACUGAUAAGAUUUUCUGUUAGCUAUCUGUGUGAGACUCAUAGAACCCUUUUAGGGAUAACUGAAGAGUCCCCUGCCCACUUUGAAUCUGUAGUAUGAGGAGAGAGCCUGCCCUAGUGGAUAGUGGGAGUCCCUAGAUGGAAGGUGAGUUGGGGAAGGGACAGAUCAUUCUACUUGCGGGAUGGGAUCAUGGUAAGAACUUUUAGAUUCAGGAAGAAGGUAACUCUGGGAGGCUUAGAAUGUUCCAAAGGUGCUUUCAGUUAAUAGUCAUGCCCAGAAAGUGUUGGCUGGUUUAUAAAAACUGAAACUUAGGGCUUUCAAAAGAGUCCCAGCUUCUACUUAGAAAGUGAGCAAUUUGGGGCAAAACAACCACUGAAUUUGUUUCUUCAUUUUCAAAAUGAGAAUAACAAAAAAAAAACCUAUUCAGGGUGGUUAUGAGAAACAGUUGUGUGAUAUUUGGGGAAAUGAUUUAUAAAUUUUCAGCCACUAUAAAGUUGCCAUGGUUAAAAUAAUAAAAAAUUGAUUGACUACUUGAACAUUUAUGCAUUAAGAAACUCCUCAAAUAUAAACUAGAUAUCAGGCAGUUAGAGGUUCAGGGGUUAUGGUAAUUACUAAGACAAUGCCGUGGUCUCAAGGAGCUUGCGGUAACACAGAGUCAAAUAAUUGUAUUACCUGCCUGGAAUGUGUUGAUAGAUAUAGCAUUCCAGUUUGGAUAAUACAUUAUUUGUCACCCUGUAGUUGUAUUAGUUGUCUUGGCAGGACAUCAGAGAGGCAUCUGCCUCACCCAAAGAUCAGAAAGAACUUCCCAAAGAGAGUGAGCCAGACAUGGAAAAAAUUCUAACCAAAGGGAAUAGCAUGUGUGAAAAUAGAACGGUUUUUGCCAUAUUAGGUUGUUUGGGAUGAGGGGGAAUCUUAGAUUUAAGGCUUAAAAAUGGAAUUAACUUUUUUAUAUAAACAUUUUUUCUUUUUUUUUUUGGAGACGGUCUCUUUCUGUUGCCUGGGCUAGAGAGCAGUGGUAUCAUCAUAGCUCACUCAUUGCAACCUUAAACUCCUGGGCUCAAGCAAUCUGCCUGCCUCAGCCUCCUGAGUAACUGGGAUUACAGGUCUCUAAUUAUAGAAGAUGGCAAAGCCCAGCCACAGCAGCUACGUCCUUCAGCAGCUAAACAAUCAAAGAGAAUGGGGUUUUCUCUGUGACUGUUGUAUCGCAAUUGAUGACAUUUACUUUCAAGCACACAAAGCAGUUCUAGCUGCCUGCAGCUCCUAUUUUAGAAUGUUUUUCAUGAACCAUCAGCAUAGUACUGCACAACUGAAUCUAAGCAACAUGAAAAUUAGUGCAGAAUGUUUUGAUCUCAUUUUGCAAUUUAUGUAUUUAGGAAAAAUUAUGACAGCUCCCUCCAGUUUUGAGCAGUUUAAAGUGGCAAUGAACUACCUACAGCUGUACAAUGUUCCUGACUGCUUAGAAGACAUACAGGACUCAGAUUGUUCUAGUUCAAAAUGUUCAUCAUCUGCUUCCAGCAAGCAGAACAGCAAAAUGAUAUUUGGGGUAAGAAUGUAUGAAGAUACUGUGGCUAGAAAUGGCAAUGAAGCCAACAGGUGGUGUGCUGAGCCAAGUUCAACGGUAAAUACACCACAUAAUAGAGAGCCUGAUGAAGAGUCUUUACAAUUAGGUAAUUUUCCUGAACCAUUAUUUGAUGUAUGUAAAAAAAGUUCUGUGUCCAAAUUAUCUACUCCAAAAGAACGUGUGUCACGACGCUUUGGGCGGAGUUUUACCUGUGAUAGCUGUGGAUUUGGCUUUAGCUGUGAAAAAUUAUUAGAUGAGCACGUGCUAACCUGUACUAACAGACAUUCAUACCAAAACACAAGAUCUUACCACAGAAUAGUAGAUAUCAGAGAUGGAAAAGACAAUAACAUCAAAGCUGAAUUUGGUGAAAAGGAUUCCUCUAAAACAUUUUCAGCACAGACAGACAAAUACAGAGGAGACACAAGCCAGGCUGCUGAUGAUUCAGCUUCAACCACUGGAAGCAGAAAGAGUAGCACAGUGGAGUCUGAAAUGGCCAAUGAAGAAAAAAGCAGAGCUGCUGAGAGGAAAAGAAUCAUCAUCAAGAUGGAGCCAGAAGAUAUUCCUACAGAUGAACUAAAAGACUUUAACAUCAUCAAGGUUACUGAUAAAGACUGCAAUGAAUCCACUGACAAUGAUGAAUUAGAAGAUGAACCUGAAGAGCCAUUUUAUAGAUACUAUGUCGAAGAAGAUAUCAGCAUUAAAAAAAGUGGUAGGAAAACUCUAAAACCUCGCAUGUCCAUAAACACCGAUGAGAGUGGUGGUUUAGAAAGUAUUAGGCCCCCUAACAAUAGCAGUCCAGUACAAGAGGAUACUGAAAACGCAUCUUGUGAGCUGUGUGGCCUCACAAUAACUGAGGAGGACCUGUCAUCUCAUUACUUAGCCAAACACAUUGAAAAUAUCUGUGCAUGUGGUAAAUGCGGACAAAUACUUGUCAAGGGUAGACAGCUUCAGGAACAUGCGCAAAGAUGUGGAGAACCCCAAGAUCUGACAAUGAACGGGUUAGGAAAUACUGAGGAGAAAAUGGACAUGGAAGAGAAUCCCGAUGACCAGUCUGAAAUAAGAGAUAUGUUUGUUGAAAUGUUGGAUGAUUUUAGGGACAAUCAUUACCAGAUAAACAGUAUCCAAAAAAAGCAGUUAUUCAAGCAUUCAGCCUGUCCUUACCGAUGUCCUAAUUGUGGCCAGCGUUUUGAAACUGAGAAUGUAGUGGUUGAACAUAUGUCUAGCUGCCUAGAUCAAGAUGUGUUUAAGAGUGCCAUGAUGGAAGAAAAUGAAAGAGAUCAUAGACGAAAACAUUUUUGUAAUCUGUGUGGAAAAGGAUUUUAUCAGCGGUGUCAUUUAAGGGAACACUAUACCGUCCAUACAAAGGAAAAACAAUUUGUUUGUCAGACAUGUGGAAAGCAAUUUUUAAGAGAACGUCAGUUGCGACUGCACAAUGACAUGCACAAAGGCAUGGCCAGGUAUGUCUGUUCCAUUUGUGAUCAAGGAAACUUCAGAAAACAUGACCAUGUACGGCAUAUGAUUUCUCAUUUAUCUGCUGGUGAGACUAUAUGCCAGGUCUGCUUUCAGAUAUUCCCAAAUAAUGAACAGUUGGAGCAGCACAUGGAUGUUCAUCUGUAUACAUGUGGAAUAUGUGGAGCAAAAUUUAAUUUGAGGAAAGAUAUGAGAUCACAUUAUAAUGCCAAGCAUUUGAAAAGAACCUAAGUGAUUUUGCUACUGUAUUAAUGUUUAGAGGAUAGCAGACAAAACACCAAAGCUAAAGAUAUGGCUAUUUAGAAAUUGAUUUUAUAAGAUGAAUUGUUGGAAGAAAUCUCAAGGCCCUUUUACCUUUAAUAUUUUUGUUUUGGAUCUUAAGUAUUUACAUUUUAGGUGUUAAAUGUUUAUAAUUUUUAUUGUUUCUUAAUAGAAUUCAUUGUUUUUAGUUUUUCUUAGCUAUGAUUAAAAUUACUUUUAAAUGUAGACUACAAGUGGUUGUUACCCCUUCAAUGACUAUUAAACUUUAGUUUUUUAUCAAUAAGGUUAUGAGUUCACUAUUUCUAUGUGUUUCUUUUUAAAGGUUAUCCCAUGAAAUUUUAAACCCAACAUCAUUGGCCAUUCCUGCUUAUAUUUUUAAAAUUCCUUAAAGUAAUUAUUUGAAACUACCCCAUUCACUUUUAGGAUUUUGGUUUUUGUUUUCCAGUUGAACAGUGAGUUAGCUACUAUUUAUUCUCCCUAUUAUCAACAAAAUUCAUAUUUUUAAAUUGACAAACUUAUUAGGCAAGUUAGGUGCACUGAUUCUAACCUUCAAGGUUGACAUGGGCUCAAACUUGGCCUAAAAAGAUUGAUGGACCAGAGGAAAUCUUAUAAAUGAUUAUUUCCUAUAUUUGAUAAAAUAUUAUCAUUUAAUAAUCACACUUAAAACUUACAUUAAGUGUAAAUCUCAAUGACUUUUCCCUACUUGAAAAAUUAGUGGGGAUAAGCCAUUUUGUUUUGUGAUAUUAAAUUUAACUAUGAUAGUUAAUUAAAAAAGACAUAUAUUCAUUAAAAAUAUUUUAAUUUAAAACAUUCUGAUUUCUAAAGUGUGUUAGUUUAGCAACUAUUUUUGUUUAUAAAUAGAAUUUAAUAGCUCUCUAGGAAUAUGACAUCUAAAAGAAAAUGAUUUUUUCACCUUUAAAAUUACAUAAUUUUGGAACUUUGAGAUUGAGAAAGUUGCCAUGUAUAUCAAAUCUAAUAAAAGAAAGAAAUCAAUUAUAAAUCUGUUUUUUCUAUAAAAGAAUGCACAAAAAAGGUCUUGUAUCUUAUAUUUAAGAUUUGGAGAAAAUGUGUUUUAGCAAAUUAUAGUUUAUCACCAGGCUUUUUUUUUUUCUAUAAAGGACUACAAAAUUUGAGGACUAUAAAAUAAUCACAGAGCACAUACAUGGAAACAGUUUGUCAUUUUUCAGUUAAAGUAGUGUUGUUAGUUGUUGCUGACAUAGGGUCUACAUUAAUUACAUGUGAAUUAAAACACUGGCACCACCAAUAAACACGUCUGUUAAAUAGAAUAUCCUUUAAUGUGAAUUACUUGAAAUGUAAUACCCUUUUCAUUAUGAAAGGGAUUUUACUUAACUCCUGUAUUUAAAAACACAAUUUCAUAAUUAUAAACAGUAAUUUAAUAGCAUUGCUCUUUUUGUUCACAUCAUAUUUUUUAAAUAUGCAAAUCAUAUUUUAUAUAUAGUUUGCCUAAAUGAAUAAGUUGGCAGGAGAACUGAGACAUAUUGGCUAGUACAGAUUUAGUUGAAAUUAUUAGAGCACAGCAUGAGCUCAGAGAUUUGUAGGGUUAUGUUGCAGUGUUAGGAUAGGAAUAGCACAGAAAUCAGUACAGAAUUAAAAUAAUGUGAACAGGGGAAAUAUACAAAAAAAAAUGAGAAGUCAGGAAUUUUUCUAAAAAGCUACAUAGCAGAAAAAGUAGGAAAAAAGAUCCAUCCUAAUUUGGAUAUAGUUCAUCAAGUAAUGAAAUCUGAAACAAUUUAAAAUGAAAUAUGGUAUAUGCAUUACUGAUAGAAACUGAUAAAAGUUCUCUAACCCAGAGAGUUGUACUACGGAGAGUAGUAUAAAGAGAUAAGAUAAACCAAAUUUCUAAACUACAGUAUACAAUAUUUUAAUAGACAUAAUUUUCUUUGAGAUCAAGACCCUCAUCAAAAUUUCUGUUGCAAUGACUUUCCCAUCACUAAAGAAAUUGGGCUUUUCCUAAAUACUACCACUGUUAGGAUUAUUUAUUCCAUUAGGAAAGGGUGUUAAUUUAGUGUUUUGAUGUGUAAUAACAGCCAGCAAUUAGCAAGCAAAUACAUAAACAUUAAACAGUCUAAUUUUAGAUUUGAGAUGGUCAUAGUUUUAGAAAGCCACACUUAAGAAUGUUUUUUCCUAUUUUCAUGUUAAGUAGGACACAACUUUUUGUAUUUUGGAACUAGCUACAGGGCAAAAUAGGCUUCUAAGAGGAAUAUACCAUUUUCUUUGUAAUGGCUGUUUGCCUAUUAAAUUUAGAAUGAAAAAUACCCAACACUUCUCUCCAACCUAGUUUCCUUUCACCUCCCUCUUUUCUGGGUGGAGCUACAAAGUGCAACUCCUUAUUGCUACUUGCCCUCCUGGGUUUUGAAGGCAGUGAAUCAAGGUUGUGGAAGCUCUUUGCUCUUCUGCCUUUGUAACUAACCAUGUGUUUACUCUCCAAAUCUAAAAUUGAAAGGAAAACCUAGAUAUAGUAGAAUCAAGUUCCUCUUCCUGUCUCUCAAACACAGUGAGAUGCUUUUUCUUAAAGACCCUUUUAUUCUAAACAGCAGGAAAACCUGGAGGAAUGCUUAACAAUCUUGCCUUAAGUACCAGUACAGUGUGUUCUAUAAUUCUUUAGUAAAUAGGAGUAGUAAUCUCAGAAAUGAAUAAAGCCCAGCCAACGCAGCUAUAGAUUAGGACUCAGAAAUUUGCCUUACUCUUAAUAUUUU
Messenger RNA from Nycticebus coucang (slow loris), 6239 nucleotides. It is a transcript of the gene ZBTB1, whose product is annotated as zinc finger and BTB domain containing 1. Gene Ontology annotation, molecular function: protein binding. Lineage: Eukaryota; Metazoa; Chordata; Mammalia; Primates; Lorisidae. Gene Ontology annotation, biological process: negative regulation of transcription by RNA polymerase II; regulation of cytokine production; regulation of immune system process. The record is from RefSeq and is a predicted model, not a curated record. Bases 1351 to 3492 code for a protein of 713 amino acids. The transcript has 2 exons.